Messenger RNA from Didymosphaeria variabile, 915 nucleotides. It is a transcript of the gene BGL2, whose product is annotated as glycoside hydrolase 3 protein. Gene Ontology annotation, cellular component: fungal-type cell wall; cell surface; extracellular region. Bases 1 to 915 code for a protein of 304 amino acids. The transcript is spliced from 3 exons. Lineage: Eukaryota; Fungi; Ascomycota; Dothideomycetes; Pleosporales; Didymosphaeriaceae. Gene Ontology annotation, biological process: carbohydrate metabolic process; cell wall organization. Gene Ontology annotation, molecular function: glucan endo-1,3-beta-D-glucosidase activity; 1,3-beta-glucanosyltransferase activity. The record is from RefSeq and is a predicted model, not a curated record.
AUGCGUUUCUCCACUGCCGCAGCAGUUGCUCUCGCAGCGGCGCCCGCCGUCGUCUCCGCCGCAAAGGGUUCCAUGGGAUUUGCGCUCGGCACGAAGCAGCCCAACGGCGACUGCAAGACACAGAGUGACUACGAGGCCGACUUCGAUGCUAUCAAGGAGGCGUCUGGCGCGACGAUUGUGCGUGGAUACGCGGCGGCCGACUGCAACAUGACGAAGACGAUUCUGCCUGCUGCGGAGAAGAAGGACUUCAAGGUCGUGCUGGGAAUCUGGCCCGACGUCGAAGAGUCCUUCAACAACGACCUCAACGCCAUCACCGCCGUCGCUGAGAAAUACAAAAACACCAUAUACGCCGUAACCGUUGGCUCCGAGACACUCUACCGCGGCAACUUUACUGGCCCCGAGCUUAAGGCCAAGAUCGACACUGUCAAGGGCAAGCUGCCCGACAACAUCAAGGUCGGCACCGCAGACUCGUGGAACAAGUUCAACGAUGGCACCGCAGACGCGAUUCUGUCGUCUGUCGACAUCCUCAUGAUCAACGCGUUUGCAUUCUGGCAGGGCGCUGGCGGCGAGAACGCUACUCAUGUCUACCUGAACGAUAUGUUCCAGGCUAUCAGCCAUAUUGAGGAGAAGGUCGGCGGAAGCGACAAGAUUGAGAUCUGGAACGGCGAGACCGGAUGGCCUACUGCUGACGGCACCGACUACGGCGCUGCAAAGGGUGGUCUUAGCAACGCCAAGAACUUCUACCAAACGGGCUUCUGCGCGUUGCUCGACUGGGGCUUCAACGCCUUCUUCUUCGAGGCCUUUGACGAGCCCUGGAAGCCUGCCUCCAUCGGUGACAACGGCAAUGUUGCGGACGAGACGACCUGGGGCGCGAUGACGAGCGAUCGCAAGACUAAGUACUCGCUGAAGUGCUAG